GAACGCUUCAAUUCAAACCUACCCAACCGCCGAAAAUGUAUUAAAAAGCUAUUAAUAUAUUCUCACUCAGUAUAGAAAUGGUGUGAACGCUGAGAAAAUGAGUGGAAAUGUCAGCAUGGAUGCUUCCUUGGUUUUCAAGUUCAGAAACAAAGCUUUAUAGCAGAAAAGCUGCUUCGUUGUUCUUCAGAUUCUAGUUUCAGCCGUUUAGGUAAGAACCCAUCUCGAUUUUUCUACUUUCUCUAUGAGUUUGCCUUGAGUUUCAGGUUCUUAGAGUGCUAGGAAUGGAUUCUGGUUUCAAGUUUGGAAACAGGGCUCUGUGAAUGCUUUUUGUUCUUCAGUUCAAGUUUCAGUCAUUUGGGUAAGAAUCCAUCUUGAAUUUCUAGUUCUUUGUGAUUUCCGAGUGAGUUUCAGUUUGUGUUAGAAGUAACUAUGGAAUCAGUUAUCAAGUUUUUCUACUUGUUCAUCUCUGUUAUUGUUUGUACUUGUAUCUGUGAUGCCUCUGCUUUGAGUUCCGAUGGUGAAGCUCUGCUUUCUCUGCUCAAUAACCUAUCAGUCCCUCCCUUGAUCAAUUCAAGCUGGAAAUCAUCGGACUCCACUCCCUGUUACUGGAAAGGAAUAGAAUGUGACCUCAGGCACAAUGUGAUCUCGUUGAACUUGUCAAAUCUGGGGAUUUCUGGUACGUUGGGACCUGAGAUUGGCCAUCUUAGGUACCUAAGGACCAUUGAUUUUAGCCUCAACAAUCUCUCGGGUUCACUACCAGCAGAAUUAGAGAGUUGCAGAUUUCUCAAAUAUUUGGAACUUUCGUCAAAUGUAUUCACUGGUGAGAUACCAGGAAGCUGGGAAAUUUUGAGGAAUAUAUGGUAUUUCUCCCUUUUUGAGAAUUCCCUGAGUGGAGAGAUACCUAAAUUCUUGUUCCAACUUCCAAAUUUGGAAACUGUGUACCUUUCCAACAAUAGGUUCAAUGGUUCAAUCCCAUCAAAUGUAGGAAAUGCAACUCAGCUUGUUUUCCUGUGGUUAAAUAAUAAUGAGUUAUCAGGAACUAUACCACCCUCUAUUGGGAAUUGCACUAAACUGGAAGAUCUUUAUCUGAAUGAUAACCAAUUGACUGGAGUUUUGCCUGACAAUCUGAACAACCUUGAAAACCUUGUAAAUUUGUAUGUUGAAACAAACAGUCUAAGUGGUAAGAUUCCUUUGGGUUUGGGUCAUUGCAAGAGAUUGAAUGUGUUGGUUUUAUCUUACAACAAGUUUAUCGGAGAAAUCCCUUCAGGCUUGGGCAACUGUAGUGGCUUAACAACCUUUGCUGCUGUUGGUAUUGGUUUAACGGGGCAUAUUCCAUCUUCCAUUGGUUUAUUAACUGAGCUUACACAUCUAUACCUUUCUGAAAACCUUUUGUCGGGGAAAAUACCGCCUGAGCUUGGGAACUGUAAAUCCCUGGAAGAGUUAAUCUUGAAGGAAAACCAGCUCAAAGGAGAAAUUCCGAGAGAACUGGGGAUGUUGAAAAGCUUAAAGCAACUCCAUUUGUACACCAACCAUUUAACUGGGGAGAUUCCUACAAGCAUUUGGAAGAUUCCAACCCUUGAGGUUUUCCAUGUUUAUAACAACAACUUGUCCGGGGAAUUGCCUUUGGAGAUGAUUGAGCUACGAAACUUGAAAAACAUUUCACUGUACAACAACAAGUUUUCUGGAGUCAUACCCUCAGCCUUGGGGAUAAACAGUAGCUUAUUGCAGUUGGAUUUCACUAACAAUUUGUUUUCUGGUGAAAUCCCACCAAACCUUUGCUUUGGGAAACAAUUGCUUAUCUUGAACUUGGGUCUCAAUCUACUACAUGGGAGCAUACCUGCCGAUGUUGGAAGCUGUCCAACCUUGACAAGGUUGAUUCUCAAAGAAAACAAUUUUGGUGGCUCUCUUCCACAUUUCAUUGAAAACCCAGACCUCUUAUUCAUGGAUAUCAGUGGAAAUAAUAUAAAUGGGACAAUUCCUUCAAGCUUGGGGAAUUGUAAAAAUCUUGCAUCAAUUGACUUGUCUCGGAAUAAGUUGACAGGGUCUAUACCACAUGACCUUGGAAACCUUGUGGGUUUGGGGCGUUUGAAUCUCUCCUAUAACCAUUUGCAAGGUCCCUUUCCUCCGGGUAUCACAAACUGUGUUAAGCUGUAUUAUCUGAAUGUGGGUUCCAACUCAUUGAAUGGUUCAAUUCCCCAAAAUAUGAGGAACUUAAAAGAAUUAACAAAUUUGAUUUUGGGAGAAAAUUGGUUUACUGGGGGAAUUCCAGAUUUCUUGCCAGAAUUUGAUAAACUUCAAGAGCUGCAAAUUGGGGGAAAUAUGUUGAGCGGAAAUAUUCCUUCAUCAAUUGGAGAAUUACAGAGUCUGAACAUUGCUUUGAAUCUCAGUGGUAAUGGAUUGACUGGGGAAAUUCCAUCAGAGAUGGGGAAGUUGACUAUGCUCCAAAGAUUAGAUAGUUCUUACAACAAUCUGACAGGAAGUUUAGCCAUACUUAAUCAAUUACAGUCACUAAUUGAGGUGAAUGUCUCAUAUAAUCUCUUCACUGGUCCAAUACCAGGUACAUUGAUGAAUUUGUUGAGUUCUUCUCCAUCUUCAUUCUUGGGGAAUUCUGGCCUUUGUGUUGAUUGUAAUCUGAUUAGUGCUGAAUCUUGUGACCAUAACAUUUUAAGUCCAUGUCAACAACAUCAGUCAAGUGAUUAUAAGAAAGGCCUCAGUAAGCUAAAGAUUGCAAUGAUAGCUCUUGGAUCAUCAUUGUUUUGUGUUCUGAUGGUUCUCUUGUUGAGCUAUUUGCUUUGGUGGUACAAAAGAGAAUCACUUGACAUUAAAAUCUCUGCCUGUGAAGGUCCACCUUUGUUACUGAACCAGGUGAUGGAGGCUACAGACAAUCUGAAUGAGAGAUUCAUUAUUGGAAGAGGAGCUCAUGGGACUGUCUACAAGGCAUCUUUGGGUCUGGAGAAGCUGUAUGCCGUGAAGAAGUUCACAUUUGCAGGACAGAAAGGGGCACGUGCAAGCAUGAUCAGAGAAAUCCAGACCAUUGGGAAAAUCAAGCACCGGAAUCUUGUGAAAUUUGAAGAGUUCUGGUUAAGAGAGAAGUAUGGAUUGAUCUUGUACAAGUACUUGGAGAACAGAAGCCUCCAUGAUGUAUUACAUGAGCUCAACCCGGCUCCAGUCCUUGGGUGGGACAUCCGUUAUAGAAUAGCACUGGGAACAGCCCAUGGAUUGGCUUAUCUCCAUGACGACUGUAAUCCUCCUAUUGUGCACAGAGAUAUCAAACCGAGCAACAUACUUUUGGACUCAGAUAUGGAGGCUCAUAUCUCUGAUUUUGGCAUUGCCAAGUUCAUGAAUGACUCUUCCACUUCAAAUCUGUCAGCCACAGUUGCGGGCACCAUUGGAUAUUUUGCACCAGAGAUUACAUAUGCAAUGGGAAAGGGCAAAGAAGUAGAUGUGUACUCCUAUGGGGUUGUCUUGCUUGAGUUGGUAACCCGGAAAAAGGUUGUGGAUACUUCAUUACCAGAAGGCAUAGACUUGGUGAGUUGGGUACGCUCAACCUGGAUCAACACUAAAUCCAUCAAUGGAAUUGUGGAUCCUAGCCUAAUGGAAGAAAUUAUGGAUUCAAUUGUCAUGGACGAAGUAAUUGAUGUACUAUUGGUUAGUUUAAAAUGUACAGCAAAGCAGCCAAGUGAUAGACCGCUGAUUAAAGAUGUUGUGAAACAACUAAUUGGUGCAAAAGCUAAAGGUCCGGAUAAGUUCAAACACUGUAAUUCACAAAUCCAACUAUAAUGUAAGAAAUAGAUGAUGGUGGAGGACUGUAGGGAAAGAAGACCGAUAAGAAGAGAUGUAGUGAAGCAACCAUUGAGUGUUUUGUAAUCAUGAUUGUGUAACUUUUUUAAAUUUUUAUUAAAUAUGCUGAUUAUAAUUUUCA
Messenger RNA from Macadamia integrifolia, 3922 nucleotides. Its product is annotated as receptor-like protein kinase. Gene Ontology annotation, biological process: protein phosphorylation; hormone-mediated signaling pathway. Gene Ontology annotation, molecular function: protein binding; ATP binding; protein kinase activity. Gene Ontology annotation, cellular component: plasma membrane. The coding region runs from base 430 to 3780 and encodes 1116 amino acids. The record is from RefSeq and is a predicted model, not a curated record. Lineage: Eukaryota; Viridiplantae; Streptophyta; Magnoliopsida; Proteales; Proteaceae. The transcript has 3 exons.